Messenger RNA from Helianthus annuus (common sunflower), 1452 nucleotides. RefSeq lists its product as uncharacterized. Gene Ontology annotation, molecular function: zinc ion binding; nucleic acid binding. Lineage: Eukaryota; Viridiplantae; Streptophyta; Magnoliopsida; Asterales; Asteraceae. The coding region runs from base 1 to 1452 and encodes 483 amino acids. The transcript is spliced from 3 exons. The record is from RefSeq and is a predicted model, not a curated record.
AUGGCAUGUAACCCCUUGCCGUAUGAUGGGGAAAUUGACCCGAUAGCUUGUCAAAGAUGGAUUUCAAGCACCGAGGCAGUGUUUGUGAGAAGUAGAUGUGAAGUGGAGGAUCAAGUGAUGUUUGCUACGGGCCUCCUACAACUCCAAGCAAAGGAUUGGUGGGACGCACAUUCGAAGGAGUUGGGGGAUGACAAAGUACAAACGUUAACAUGGCAAGAGUUCAAGGAGCCAUUUCUGAAAUAUCACAUCCCACAAUCCGCACUUGAUAAGAUUCAAGAAGACUUCUUAUGUCUUCGACAAAAGGAUGAAACGAUUGAUGAAAUAACAAAUAAGUUCCUCGAGAAGGUGAAGUUUUGUGGGGAAAUAGCGGGGACUGAGAGGUUGAAGGGGAGAAAAAGGGUGGCGGAGAAGUCUACCAACACAAACCCAUCGAAAAAGGGAAGAUUUCAAGACCAAAACAGGAAAGGGCAAACAAGUAGUGCAAUUCCGACUUGCAAGACAUGUGGGAAGCAUCAUUCGGGUGAAUGUCUGUCGGGGAAGAAAGGAUGCUACAAAUGUGGGCAAGAGGGACAUCCGUAUUAUAGGUGCCCCGAAAAUCCAAAAGCGUGUUACAAUUGUAAGCAAACGGGGCACAUUAAAGCGGAAUGUCCGAAACUCCAACAAGAGGCAAAGAAAGAUGGAAAGAAGGAUGAGUCUUCCAAGGCUUGCGGGAGGAUGUUUCAGUUAACCUCGGAUGAAGCUAAGGCUAGCCCGGAUGUGGUUUCAGUACCUUUAGAAGUGGAAGCAGCGGAUAGCAAACGUUACCUAUUGCAUGAUGUAUGUAGAAAUUGUAAGAUCUUGAUUGAAGAUGAGGAAUUUAGCAUAGACCUUGUUCCAAUGUGUAUGGAGGAAUUUAAAGUAGUCGUGGGAAUGGAUUGGCUGGCCCAAAACCAUGCGGAGAUACAAUGUGAAAAGAAAGUUAUCCAAGUAGUAACCUCGGAGGGAAAGCGGGUAAGUAUUCAAGGGGAUAGGGUCGACGAGUCGAAAUUUUGUUCUAUUAUUGAAGCCGUCCAGUAUGUAAAGAACGGGGGGAAAGCAUAUCUGUCUUACGUGAUCGAUACCUAUCAAGUUGUACCGAAGCUAGAAGAUGUAAAAGUAGUGAAUGAAUAUCCAGAUGUAUUUCCGGAGGAUUUACCGGGGCUUCCGCCCGAACGUGAAGUGGAGUUUAAGAUAGAGCUUACCCCGGGAGCCACACCGGUAGCUAAAGCUCCUUAUCGCUUGGCCCCAACCGAAAUGAAAGAAUUGAUGACCCAACUUCAAGAACUGCUUGACAAAGAUUUUAUUCGACCAAGCGUUUCGCCAUGGGGGGCACCCGUAUUAUUCGUAAGGAAGAAAGAUGGUUCGAUGCGAAUGUGCAUCGACUAUCGGGAGUUAAACAACAGUGAAGAAUCGUUACCCCUUACCCAGAAUUGA